This is a messenger RNA of Gloeophyllum trabeum ATCC 11539, 1221 nucleotides long. RefSeq lists its product as uncharacterized. The record is from RefSeq and is a predicted model, not a curated record. Gene Ontology annotation, molecular function: sphingolipid delta-4 desaturase activity. Gene Ontology annotation, biological process: ceramide biosynthetic process. Bases 1 to 1221 code for a protein of 406 amino acids. The transcript is spliced from 6 exons. Gene Ontology annotation, cellular component: membrane. NCBI's taxonomy places the organism in Eukaryota, Fungi, Basidiomycota, Agaricomycetes, Gloeophyllales, Gloeophyllaceae.
AUGUCUGGUCCAUCCGUCCCCGCCAGCGCGGGCAGGCUCAUAGACUUUAGCCUUUUCGGCGGGGCAGAGUCCCUCACCGAAGGCAAACCCGCCCGUUCACCGCGGCGCACGGUCGUAGUCGCUCCGAACGAAAAGGACGAUGGCGUGUCAUACCCAGGACCCCCGCAGGACCCGUCCGACUUUCUGUGGCUGAUGACCGAGGAGCCGCACCGGAGCAGGCGGCAGGCAAUUAUGAAGGCGCACCCUGAGGUCACGAAGCUCAUGGGCUACGAGCCCUUGACCAAGUACGUCGUCCUGCUCGUCGUCGCGCUCCAGCUCUCCGUCGCAUACGCACUCCGCCGCACGCACCCGCUCUCCCCGCUCUUCCUGUUCGUCGCGUACGCAGUUGGGGGCACGGCAAACCACAACCUCUUCUUGGCCAUUCACGAGAUCACGCACAACCUCGCGUUCCGCGGCGUCAAGGCGAACAAAGCCCUCGCGGUGUUUGCGAAUUUGCCCAUCGGUGUGCCGUACGCUGCUGCGUUCAAGAGGUAUCACAUAGAGCAUCACAAAUACCUGGGUGAGGACGGGAUCGACACAGACCUCCCCUCGCGCCUCGAACUCCUUUGCCUCAACAACGUCCUCGGCAAGGUCAUCUUCACGACCUUCCAAAUCUUCUUCUACGCCCUCCGCCCCGGCUUCGUGCGCACACAGACCCCCACGCGUUGGCACCUCUACAACCUCCUCACCGAGCUCGCCUUCGACUACGUGCUCGUGCGCACCUGCGGCGCCUACGCGAUGUGGUACCUGCUCAUGAGCAGCUUCUUCGCGGGGAGCCUGCACCCGCUCGCGGGGCACUUCAUCGCGGAGCACUAUCUAUGGGACGGGCUGGGCCAGGAGACGUACUCGUACUACGGCCCGCUUAAUAUCUUCGCAUACAAUGUUGGCUACCAUAAUGAGCACCACGACUUCCCCUCGGUGCCCUGGACGCGCCUCCCCGCGCUGCGCGCUCUCGCGCCCGAGUUCUACGACACGCUGCCGAGCCACCCGAGCUGGCCGAUGAUCAUCGUGAAUUUCAUCAGGGAUCGCGAGGUGGGGAUGUUUGCAAGGGCGAAGCGGAUGCCCAGGGGGACCGCGACGCCGGCGUUGGAGCAGGGCGAGAAAGUUGGGGCUGAUCCGGACAGUGAAGGUGAACGAGCCAAGGAGGGGGAGAAGGAAGGCGACGUGGAUAGGCAGGAGUAA